UAAUAAUAUUAGUCACAAUAAGCGCCCGGGAUGCCCUGUUUUUUAUCAAUUUAUUACGGAGCCACAAGAGAUAUUAUGUUAUAUAGUAUACCGCGACACCGUGCUCGAAACAAACCACCAAAAAGAAAAAAAAUUAAUAAGUAUUAACUCCAAAAGUUCACAUGAGCAAAAUCAGGCUCCGUGAAGAGGGAGACCUGCCUGGUUGCGUUCGAGCUCUCGAGGCCGUCUACGCAAAAAACGGUUACCCGGUAUACGGUGUGGGCAAUGCGACAGGAUUUCUACAGACGGACGAUACGGCCUGGGUAGCCGAGGACGUUAACGGCACGAUCACGGGCCAUAUCGCCCUUUAUAAGGCUGAUCCAUCCGACGUAUCCGCAUCAUUAUGGUGGGAAUUACAUCCUGAAGACAAGCAACCUAUCGCGGUACUAGGAAGACUAUUCGUACAUCCCGAAGCUCGCGGCGGCGGGAUAGCAAACAAGUUGAUGCAAACCGCUCUUGAUGAAGCGCGGCGUCGGGGUCAAAGAUUGGUCAUGUUUGCGUUAGCCAAUGUGCCGGACGCUAUACGGAUGUACCAUCGGUUAGGCUGGGAACGCUUCGGGACUACGGUUUUCAGGUGGAAGGGGGACGGAGGUGAGGAGCGAGAGAUGGAUGCCCAGUGUUUUGCGAGUCCUGUCCUGGCCGAUGAGAAGAAGUAAAAAAGCUUUGGGAUCUCGCUUUGAGUCGGGUCAAACAAUAUCAUACAAAUAUACCUCAGAUCAGAUAGACACGUGAAUCUCUAACAUCCUUUUCCGUUAGCGUAUAUCAUAUUCUUGUACCAACCUUAACAGAACCAUAGUAUAUACUAUAUACAACCUAAUCGCUGCUACUGGGAGAAGGAUUAGGCAUGUACCUAGUAGAGGAUGAGCCUAUCGACGAUUAGUUAUAUCAAGAUGAUGAUGUACUGCAUAACGACCCACCAUCGGCGAUCUCCCGGACAUAGUUACCCCUCAUCUUGUCCAAUUCGAGUAUUAAAGGGCCUUCUAAUCCCUCAAGACUAUCCCUCUAGACUGCUAUACCAAUUUCUCAAUCUUUCUGUCAUCGACGUUUAUAGUUUCUAUUAAGCUCAAGCUCAAAGUUUUUUCCCAUCGCCGACGCAUCACCUCAUCGGGUAUGGUCUUAGAAGCACUUGCCAUCAUGGAGC
Daldinia caldariorum is the source of this 1180-nucleotide messenger RNA. Its product is annotated as acyl-CoA N-acyltransferase. Bases 162 to 695 code for a protein of 177 amino acids. Gene Ontology annotation, molecular function: acyltransferase activity, transferring groups other than amino-acyl groups. Lineage: Eukaryota; Fungi; Ascomycota; Sordariomycetes; Xylariales; Hypoxylaceae. The transcript has a single exon. The record is from RefSeq and is a predicted model, not a curated record.